CAUACAAUGAUGCAUCUUCAUAAUCUUUGCCUAGGCUAGCUUGGCCUAGAUCCUUCCGGGCUUCAAUACUUUUUAAUUUUAAUCCAAGGAAAGCGACAAUGAACCGGAGCGGUCAAAUAAAAGGGACAUGUAUGGACAUGUGUCCUGAACAGGAAAGAAAAAUGCGAGAGUUGCAGAUGCGACUGCAUCCACUAGAGAUGGUUCUAGGGACGGAGGAUUCAAGAAGACCCAGAUCAGAUCCGUCAGCUACAAUCAAAGAAUACUCAAGACCUGCAGCAGGAAAAGCUGAUGCUUUGACCUCUGACCUCCGACCUCCUCAGGUUUUAUUGAAGACUGUUCACUUUAUGAUAAAAAGGAUUUUACCACGGACCGACUACCGAUUUGUGAAGCUGUAUGACUUUGUGUUCGAUCGUCUUCGCAGUGUCCGACAAGACCUUGUGAUUCAGAGAGUCACAGGAACAGAAUGCGUACAAAUUCUGGAAAUGGCUGUCCGGUUUCAUCUGUAUUCAGGAUACAGUCUUUGCACUGAACCUGUAGCGAAUUAUGACGGCAAGAUCAAUGCCGAUCAUGCGCAGGAGUGCUUAAAGCGGCUUCUGGUCAUGUAUCGGGAUGCCGACCGUGAGGGCACCGUCAUCAGCAAUGACCGGGAAGAGCUUGAGGCCCUGUAUCUGCUCUUCAACCUGGGAUCCACAGAAGCACUCCAGCAUGCAGUUUCUUUACCCAAGCAAGUGAGACAGCACCCCUCUGUCAGGCUGGCACUCCGUAUUCACAGUGCUAAUCUGCAGGGGAACUUCUUGCGAGUCUGGAGACUAGCUUCCGAGUGCAGCUACAUACAGAGCUGUGCUUUGCAUAGACACCUCUUGGAGAUGCGACGGCGAGCCUUGCAGGUCCUAAAUGCUGCGUACAGCAGCAAGAACCUCUGUUUUCCAGUCGGCGUGUUGUCGAGGUGGCUACUGUUUGACACAGACGAGGAGGGGAGGGUGUUCUGCCGAAGCCACGGGCUGAGAGUGGACGAGGACGGUGUGCGGUUCCAGAAGAGUAGCCCCUUAUCAACAGGUUCGCCGCAGUCUGGCCCUUUCAAGUGUAGCAAAUUGGUAGACUCCAAGCAGAGAGGGGUCAAAGUUCAUGACCUCAUCAUGGGCCACACCAACAGAGAUCACAGUGUCACCAGGCGUGGAGAUGAAGACGGAAGCUCAACCCAGGCCUGUAGGUGAUAAAUGCCACCCAACAAUUGAAUAUAAACCGUGCAAUUGGACUCGCUCCAUUUUUAACCCAAUUUUAAAGUAAAUUUGAAUUUUUCAUUUACCUCUUGCCAAAUACAUGCUCGGUGCUCACCAAGAGCUUGUGAGAAAUAAAUUUACAAAUGCACAGGUUUGUUUGAGCAAGAUUCACACCCACGACCUUCUGCUUACUAUUGCAGAAAUCUUGACCACUGACCUUAUCUGGGUCGGCUGGCCUGUUCGAUAUACAUGUUUUAGUGCAGUUUGCAGGUGUGUCCAGGACGCCUGUUUCUAUUACACAUCAGUAAAGGGAUACACAACGUACUGUCCUGUGGGAAAAUGGUUUCAUUGCCAGUCUUGAGAGGAGACUAGUCUUCAUGCCUCGUGGAAGAGUCAGACUUUACUUCCCUUUGAAAAUUUAUCAUAGCCUUUAUUCCAGUCCAAUUCAAGGAAGAAAUAUCCGCUUAGCCUCGAGACCCCCUAUAAAACCCGUGCCCACCACUGAUUGGCUGUCUCACCACCACUCUGCUGUUGGUAGCAGCGGUGUCUCCUCAAUGCACACACGGGCACCAUGUUCUGUUCCCCUGAACAGUCCCUGCACAGUAUACGAGAGACAAUAUCUUACAAGAAAUCUCAUUUCAUUUGAGAAUCUUCAAGAUAUUUUCUUUGGCCGUUACCUGUCAUGAAACUGCAAACGCACGUGUUAGUUUUUUUAAAACUUUAUUGAUGCUCAGUGGAUAUUUAUUACAAACAGUAAACAUCAAUAGUUACUCAUACAUACUGGUAUGUUAGUCUACACGGCUUCGUAAAUAGAUGCCAAAUGGGCAACGUUACAGGUACAGUUAACUUACAAGCACACUAUUUAUAUAAUAAAACAUUCAAAACAUGUGUAUGAGCAGUUUGUGGUGUGAUGCCUGGCGUAGAAAUGAGAAAAAGGUGUACGAUCAAAGAUUACGGUCAAACGCUGGUCAAAAAGUGCAUGACCUCAACUCCCUGGGCUUUACAGCCGUGAAACGUUCUAGACCUGAAGAAUUCCAUCGCGUUGUAGACCAAAUUUGUUGUAUUUAGCCACUAGUUUAGGAGUAGUGCUGGCCUUGUAUAUCAUACAAAAAUUGAGUCAGAUCUUGGCAAAUUUGGGUCAUUCUGUUGUUUUACACCAUUUGAAAUGACGAUCUGUUUCUGUGGCUUCCUUGAAUGUUGCAUUCUUGUCUAUUUUAAACAGUUCUUUUAUGCUACAUGAUUCUUGGAUGAACAACCAGAAAUUUGAAUAGUAAUUUUUAGCUACCCCCCCGAAAUACAACUUCUGUGGAACGAACUUUAGCUAGAUUGGUUCUCACCCUUUUAUACAUUCACUAUGUACUUGUUCAUGACAAAAAAAAUAUAUAAUUAAUCUCUGUGAAAAUCUAGCAUGCAAAUACUUCUCUACUUAUACUCAAAUGUAACAGUGCAACAAUCUUGGGAAAAGUAUCUCAUUGUUAAAAAAGGGUUAAGAUGACCUCUUUAACCAAAAUGUUAACUACCAGCGUCACCUUGUCAAUGCUGAGAUUUCCCGUGACUAAUGACAUUGAAUACAGACUACUGAUUGUGGUGGGUAAAACUUUAAGAAAAAGAGGUUCUGGUUUGGAUUUAACAGUCUUUGUUACAGUUUGGCCCGAAAGUAAAAGUGUGUCUCACAAAACUGACAAAAAAGUCAUGCAUUGGCAGUUGCUUCUCCUGAGCCAAGAUGUCACAUGGUCAUGCCUAAGCCAAUCAAAAUUCACAGAGUGUGUUGAUAAUACUUGGGUACACAAAAACUGAGACACAACCAAAUUUUGAUUCAUUCAAACAAGCACAGUUAUUAAUAACGUGACUACGUUAAAUUACAGACGCGUAUUUCCAAGACACACCUUGGCAAGUUUUGUACAAAAAAGCUGAUACAUUAAUACUGUUUUAUAAGCUUCACUCUAUAAACGCUGAAGUAGCGCAGAAAGCCUAGAGAUCAGUUUUAUAUAACUUGGAAAAAUUAUGAUCUAAAGUGCUACCGUGAAGAUGUGCAAGAAAACUUUAUACAAGUGUGGAUUAUAUGUAGCUUUAAAAAUUGAAUUUCUUAAAAACUGAAAUGGCCACAUGCUUUUUGAAAUGAAUUUGUAUCAUUUUUUUUAACCACAGUAGACAUGUCAACUACUGUUCCCUAGAUUUUUUCCACCCGUAAUUUACAAUGUUUAUAUUUUCAGAAGCACUUAAAACGUCUUCUGAUGACAUAAAUAAAAGCAUUAAAAGUUGA
Molecule: messenger RNA, 3483 nt
Organism: Acanthaster planci (crown-of-thorns starfish)
Lineage: Eukaryota; Metazoa; Echinodermata; Asteroidea; Valvatida; Acanthasteridae
Product: SAC3 domain-containing protein 1-like
Biological process (GO): spindle assembly; centrosome duplication
Cellular component (GO): nucleus; centrosome; spindle
Source: RefSeq, a predicted model, not a curated record